Messenger RNA from Ostrea edulis (European flat oyster), 3301 nucleotides. RefSeq lists its product as uncharacterized. Lineage: Eukaryota; Metazoa; Mollusca; Bivalvia; Ostreida; Ostreidae. The transcript is spliced from 4 exons. Bases 2357 to 2971 code for a protein of 204 amino acids. The record is from RefSeq and is a predicted model, not a curated record.
UUUUUUUUUUAUACAGUUUUUGAAAUAUUUAUAAAUGGUCUACCAAAAGGCUGAUGAAUAACAGUCCAUUAUUAUGAUAUUUUUCCCUCGUUUACAUUUCUCUCCAAAAUUCUCUAGAUUUUACCUAUUCAUUCGGUUGUCUCUGGAUUUAUUAUAGUCUGUAACACUAAAGUUUAAACGAAAGUCUUUUUUCCCAACAGACCUCAAUUACUCCAGGAUUUUUUAUGGGGGCAUGUGAAAGUCAAGUAUAAGUUAAAGUAUUCAGCCAUAUUGGUUGCCAAAUCUGACAAUUUGUGGCGAAAAAGGGGAGGGGGUCCUGGUUCCUUCUAUAUAUCUACUACUAGGACCACAUGCACCUGAAGUGUGGAUAGCUUACGUACCCCCACCCCUUACCCAAUGAAAAAUAAAUACAGAAUCAAUAGCUUAUAUCCAAAUUAUGUUAUUUCCCCCACCGAUCACCCUCAUAAGUCGUUCUGAAUAGCCAGUAUCUACUUUCUGUAAGAUUUUGAGGUGGCCACUUGUGAGAUAUUAAUAUGUGUAAAGGUGCGCGAGACAUUCGAAGAGUUCCGAUUUUAUAAUCUAUGCGUCAUCCGGAACACUUCGGGUCUUUCACCAAAAACGCCGUGUUUUCGGUGAAAGGCCCGAUGUGCUCCGGAUGAUUUAUGUGUACCACACUAUAUAUUUACUUUCUAAAUAAUCUUUUCACUGUUUUCUUUUAUAUGCAAAUGUUUUCAAGCAUGUAAUUUAAAGAAAGUUAAUAACUUUAAACUCUAAUUAAUCUGCUUGAAAGUAAUUAUGUACAAAAAUAAUACAGGAACAUCGGAUCAUACAGCUUUAAGUAUAGCUGGCUUCUAUAGUAGCCGACUUUCUCUGUUUUAAGUAUAGCCACCGAACAUAUUUCAUUCAGUGAUAAUUUGAAUGAUUAAUUUUGUUUUCCUGAUUUCGGAUUCUACACAUUAAUAAGUUGUGUGUAGUUGACAAGUGUCAAUUUCUAUAUUGCGGUGACAGAUUUUCGAUAAUGCAGCAAAUCUUCAUUAUUUGAUUAUACACUUUGACAUUAAUUCAUCCUGAUAAGAUAAGAUCUGCUCGGUUAUGAUAUGUUUAUGAUGAGUUUUUUAAUUGCACACAUUUCAAAUACAAUCAUCAUGAGGAAGUUUGUUGGAAUCCAAUAUAAUUCACUCUGCUCUAAAAAGACAAUCGGCGUAGAUUAGUUCUACAUUGACAAGUGAUUGAAAGUGCUCACCCUCAAAGGCAUGAAAAUAAGGACGAAAUUCAUCUUUUUAAUUGUCCAUAUUUGCAUGUGAAAUAGGUUUUCUGUGGAAAGAUGUUUACGGUAUAGUCCAAAGAUGUCAGACAAUGGUAGUUUAACAGUAAGCCAACUCUUCAAUUGUCGAGUGCUUGACUGUGAAAUUACUAGUCCCUAACUUUGUCGAGUGCUUGACUGUGAAAUUAUUAGUCUCUAGCUUUGUCAAGUGCUUAACUGUGAAAUUAUUAGUCCCUAACUUUGUCGAGUGCUUGACUGUGAAAUUAUUAGUCUCUAGCUUUGUCGAGUGCUUGACUGUGAAAUUACUAGUCCCUAGCUUUCCCUCCCAUAUUCUAACGACUCUUGUUAUUAUCCAAUUUUUCUUCUUCCAAAAAUAAUGAAAACGGAAACUAAGAUGAUCAUUUAAUAAGCAAAAUAAAUACAAUUUACCGUAUAGAAUGCAAUAUAUUCUUCUGAUGAUUUCUCAAAUACAUGUUCGUCCAAAAACAGUGGGGGAAAGUGGUAUAGGCUUUAUAGGGAGGGGCAGUAUAUUUCAACUUUUGAACAUCAUUGAAAAUUAACAAGCCCCCUCCCCCCUUUUCUUUCAGGAAUUCUCUAUUUAAACUUACAAUGUAUUACAACAAAACUAAGUCAAAAACAGAUAUCAACCCAUACUUUCAUUUUUUUGUAUCCAGUAUUCUUAAUUGAUACGUGCCGGAUUGUCUCUCAUACACCGUACACAAUAGGACAAGAGUGAAUAAAAAAUAGCUGGCUAACUGUCAUACACCGUACACAAUAGGACAAGAGUGAAUAGAAAAAUAGCUGGCUAACUGGUAUACGUUUCAUGUUUGAAUAAAAACUGAAGAUAAAAUGGAUAGAAAUUAAAAAAAAAAUAACGUAGAUAGAUGAACACAUGGAUUAUUUACUUUGCAUACUAGUACACAAAUCACGUGCGCAGUAAGUACUGAAAAAUAGACAGUGCAAAGACACGCGGCGUGUAUAUCAUGACGGAGACAUUGUUUAAGGUUCAAGGUUCGCUACUGGUCCCUCUCUAUAUUGGAUAAAGCAUAUUUCAUACUCAUCAAAUAUGUACUCGUGUGACAUCUCCUAGUCAUGAACUGCCGAAAAGCAUCUAUCGUCUGUUUAUUUUUCACCACUGUACUGCUCAUUUUCGUUUAUGUGACAUAUUUUAAUCAUGGACCCCCCGAGAAGAUACUGUCCGCUAACACUAAGAUUAAUAAGUAUUUAGACCGAGUGUUAGCUGGAGAUGGUGAUGAAGAAGUUCUUAGAUCUGCACGUGCGUGGAAUUCAUUCGUCAAGGACAAUCAUUUUGUUUCGAUAGGUGACAUUUACGAUCAAUGCGAUGAAGACGGCAAAAAAUGGUUAGGGAAAACUGUCAUUUUACCAGAUAAAGAGAGAGGAGGUGUAAAGUCUAAAACGUUUUUAAAUGUAACAUUUGAGAAAACUUUAGCAGAUGGUGAAUUUUUCUUGAGUGUGAGUUAUGGCGGGAAAGAUCUGUACGAAAAUCAAUGGAAGUUUUGUGAGAUGGAGGAGGAGGAGGAGGAGGAUCGAUGGAUCUUCUGUCCUUAUAAACCCGGAAGUUACUCCUGGGUCAUAGAUAGAAAAAUACCCAGCUACCUCCCCAAGGGAACAUAUAAAGCAACGGCGAGGCUAGCUGAUGAAAAUGGCGAAAUACUGAUGUGUGGAUUUGCGGAAUUUGUUUUGUAGAUCUGAUAUUAGUUUUUGCAUCAUAAGGUUUUGACGUUUCAGUAACAGCCUUAGACCAUGUUUAGACAUCAAGAUAUGUAUCUAUAUACAUGUAUGUGUGUUUAAAUGAACGAGAUAAAGUUUUGCGUACCUGCCAACAGUGAUAUUUGAUAUUAGAUAUGAUUGUUUACUCUUGUGUAAGUGUAUUCAUUAUGACGUUCCCUUCUACCAUUGUUUCAGUUAUCCAAUGCAUAACGAUCAUAUUUCAUAUCUAAUAAAUGGAUGAUGUCAUUUCUGUAGUCAUUGUAUCAAUUGGAUGAGUUUAUGAAAUAAAAGUAGGAAUUUACAACA